This is a messenger RNA of Centropristis striata (black sea bass), 2859 nucleotides long. It is a transcript of the gene mstnb, whose product is annotated as myostatin b. The coding region runs from base 486 to 1616 and encodes 376 amino acids. Gene Ontology annotation, biological process: SMAD protein signal transduction. Gene Ontology annotation, molecular function: cytokine activity; growth factor activity. The transcript is spliced from 3 exons. The record is from RefSeq and is a predicted model, not a curated record. Lineage: Eukaryota; Metazoa; Chordata; Actinopteri; Perciformes; Serranidae. Gene Ontology annotation, cellular component: extracellular region.
UAUUCCCUUUUUCAAAGCAAGUGCGCUAAUUUGCAUAUUUCGUUUUCUUUCUUUAUAUGCACUAGAUAUUUUGUGACUUAUUUAGUGUUGAUGUGUGCUGAUACAACAUCAUUAGGUUCCUCACGACGUUACAUAUAACUUAAAGUCCCUCUGCGCCACUACGCGCAUUGCGCAAUCUCUGUAAGAAAAGUGAAUUUAUCCAUCUGUGGACAAGCUGCGCACAUGCUCACAGUCUCCAUCCCUUUAUGGUUUGACAACGAAAAAAAGUUUUCAUGUCAGUCGGUUAAGAUUCAUUGUUGCCUGUCCAGCCAAUCAUAGUUUUUGACGACACAAAAGAGGCUAAAGUUGGAGUAUAAAAAGGUGUGCGCUAAUAAAGUAUGAUGCCUAUCAGUGUGGGACAUUAAUCCAAACCCAGUCCAGUCGCGCAUUAGGUCCAGCACACACCAAGGGAUCUUUGUAAACCAAACUGCACACCUUAAGAGACAAUGCAUCUGUCUCAGAUUGUGCUGUAUCUGAGCUUGCUUGUUGCUUUGGGUCCAGUAGUUUUGAGUGACCAAGAGACGCACCAGCAGCCCUCCGCCACCAGCCCGCCGGACACGGAGCCGUGCACAACCUGCGAGGUCCGGCAGCAGAUCAAAACCAUGCGAUUAAACGCGAUCAAGUCUCAGAUUUUGAGCAAGCUGCGAAUGAAAGAAGCUCCCAACAUCAGCCGAGAUAUCGUGAAGCAGCUCCUGCCCAAAGCGCCGCCGCUGCAGCAGCUCCUCGACCAGUACGACGUGCUGGGAGACGACAACAAGGAUGCGGUUAUGGAGGAGGACGACGAGCAUGCCGUCACGGAGACAAUCAUGAUGAUGGCCACGGAACCUGGGUCCGUCGUCCAAGUGGAUGGGGAACCAAAGUGCUGCUUUUUCUCUUUUAUUCAAAAGUUUCAAGCCAAUCGAAUAGUCCGGGCUCAGCUCUGGGUGCAUCUGCGCGCUGCGGACGAGGCGACCACGGUGUUCCUGCAGAUCUCGCGGCUGAUGCCGGUCACGGACGGGAGCAGGCACAUACGCAUCCGCUCCCUGAAGAUCGACGUGAGCGCCGGGGUGAGCUCUUGGCAAAGUAUAGACGUCAAACAAGUGUUGACUGUGUGGCUGCGGCAGCCGGAGACCAACUGGGGCAUCGAGAUUAACGCCUUCGAUUCGAGGGGGAAUGACUUGGCCGUGACCUCCGCAGAGCCUGGAGAGGAAGGACUGCAACCGUUCAUGGAGGUGAAGAUCUCGGAGGGCCCCAAGCGUGCCAGGAGAGACUCGGGCCUGGACUGUGACGAGAACUCUCCAGAGUCCAGGUGCUGCCGCUACCCACUCACAGUGGACUUUGAAGACUUUGGUUGGGACUGGAUUAUUGCCCCAAAGCGCUACAAGGCCAACUAUUGCUCCGGGGAGUGUGAGUACAUGCACUUGCAGAAGUAUCCGCACACCCACCUGGUGAACAAAGCCAACCCCAGAGGGACCGCGGGUCCCUGCUGCACCCCGACCAAGAUGUCGCCCAUCAACAUGCUCUACUUUAACCGAAAAGAGCAGAUAAUCUACGGCAAGAUCCCUUCCAUGGUGGUGGACCGUUGUGGAUGCUCUUGAGUUGGAGAGCAACAAGGCAAGAGGGAGGUGUCGCUCAGUCCGCCCUCCAACUUCAGACUUUUUUGACACAACCAAUCCACCAGUUCCGAUGCUUUCCUGCAGAACACGGUGCAAUAGAACCAGAGUAGAGCCCAACCGUCCUGCAGGGCAGCGCUUUCACAACCUGCAUAGCUCUUCCUUUUCUUCCCUCCAGUGAGAUCUUAGCCAUAGAGGCUCGAAGUCAGACGGAUGCAGGCACACACACAUACAUAUACACACACACACACGCUGGAUCCUUGAAGUGAAUGUAGACAGAAAAUGAUCAAAGUUAUCCAAAAAACUGUCUCUGUGUUCUGUGCUGUCCAUUUAUACACACAUGCCGACAGAUUAUACUCGUACGUACGCCGUCUACUCCACUCCACUACCUUUGUAGCCAACAUACAAGCUGUUUGUACACUUUUUGCUACGCUAUGUGUUUUGUGAUAAUCAUUUUUCAAGUUAUGUUUUCAGAGUGAAACCAGGAAUCCUCAUGGACUUUUUGAAAGGGCUUUUGGUGAAAAAAAACACAGCUGGAGACUCUUUAGAGUGAGACUUCACACUGGUAGAACAUGUUUUAGUCCACAUAGGUUCAUAUGGGUGGAUGUAAAGUUGCUGCAUUGGAUCAAACAUAAAGUUCGCAGGUGGUGACGUAGUGGUUGAUCAUUUCUGAGAUCCUAUCGAGACAAAAAUGUUCCACCAGGGUGAGGUACUACUUUAGGUCUUCAUGUACUCCGACAUACAUUCAUACAGCAAAAAUACCCGACUGAGGAGCAUUCCUGCUCAGUCACAAUCUUCACUAUUCAACAAAAAACAGCCUGACCUGCCCGAUACACUUGAAUUAUUCUGAUUGUAAAUUCACAUUACUGGACAGAAGGACUUGAACUGAAGGCACAGUGAAUGCAGCCUACAAAUGAAAAAAUGUGUUUAAGACAGAGAAAAGGGAUUGUUGGAAUGUAUGAUGCUUAAACUCUGUCUUACAAACAAUGCAGUUUGCACUAUGGCACACCAAAAGAAAGAAUUGGUUGCUACAAAAGUUGUAAAAACUGAUUUUGAUAUGUUUGCUAAUUUGUAUUGUAUACAUAUGCCAUUGUUUCCAUUAGGAGUUGCCUUUCUAAAACCACUGUUGGUAAAUGUAUAAAAACCACAAUCUAGCAAGAAAAAAAGAUGUAAUACAGCAACUCUCUAUACUUGUUUUAACAAAUAAAGUUUCUAGCUUGUUUGUUGA